CAUUCUGUUUAAGUAAUAAAAUGUUGAACACAAAUUCGACUGGAUCUCUGCUGUGUCGUCUAGCUGUUAUAUUGGCAGUCGCUGGUCUCAUCUCUCUGACUUUCAUGUCUUUAUGGACUUCACCUCAAACCUUUUGUUUACCUCAACAACUUUCUCGACACCACGCAGAGAAGAACAACUCACUUGAUAAAGCAGUGGUUGACAAACCGAUUCUUUUGUUAUGGGUCUGGCCUGAAGAUUACAGAUUCGAUCUGAGCGACUGUAAAACUAUUUACAACAUUGACGGCUGUCACCUGACAGAUGAUCGAUCUCUCUACAGCAACUCGGAUGCAGUGCUUAUUUUUCAUAAAGCUAUUAGUGAAGAUCUGUCCACACUUCCUCCAUCUCCUCGCCCUCCGUUUCAAAAGUGGAUAUGGAUGAAUGUUGAAUCACCGACUAACACGCAAAAAAUACCAGGAAUUGAAAACCUAUUUAAUCUGACUCUCACUUAUAGAGAAGACUCUGACAUUCCUGUCAAGUUACAACUGACCAGCAGAAAGAUCCCAGAUGAGGAUUUUGAAAUUUCCAAAAAAGAAAAACUCAUCUGUUGGAUUGUGAGUAACAAUUUGAAGUGGACAGGCGUCGGCACAAGAAUCGCUUUUUUCCAAGAACUUAGUAAGCAUGUCAAAAUACACGUGUAUGGAAAAGCUUAUGGAACGUUCCUGGAUUAUAAAGACUACUUUCCCACCAUAGCCAGCUGUAAAUUUUAUCUCUCCUUUGAAAACUCCAUUCACAAAGACUACAUCACUGAGAAGUUAAAUGGACCUCUGGCAGUAGGUACUGUACCUGUGGUUCUGGGACCUCCUCGAAAAAAUUAUGAAAAGUUUGUACCGGGUGACUCCUUCAUUCAUGUGAACGACUUUCCAGAUGCAAAGUCACUAGCAGAAUAUCUUCAGCGUCUGGACCAGGAUGAUGAAGCGUAUCGCAGGUACUUUAACUGGAGGAGACAUUUCUCAGCUCGACCUCAUUUAAUUUUACAGAACCAAAAGUUUGUUCUGGCUAUUUGUACGGCCUGUGAUUAUGUUGGAAAACACAAAGAAUAUAAAGAAGCUCACGAUAUCUAUGAAUGGUUUUUCAACUAAUGAAUAAUAAUCUGCCCUGUGGUCUUCUGUUCAAACAUUCAUAUUUUGUAAUGCAAAACUGCAAUAUUGUAAUACUAACUAAUAUGGCGUUUUGAAUAUUACAACAUUUGUCCAACGUCACCUCUUAUAUGAAUAAAUGUAAAUGUUCAUGUGU
Messenger RNA from Paramisgurnus dabryanus, 1275 nucleotides. RefSeq names its product 4-galactosyl-N-acetylglucosaminide 3-alpha-L-fucosyltransferase 9-like. Lineage: Eukaryota; Metazoa; Chordata; Actinopteri; Cypriniformes; Cobitidae. Gene Ontology annotation, cellular component: membrane. Gene Ontology annotation, molecular function: alpha-(1->3)-fucosyltransferase activity. The record is from RefSeq and is a predicted model, not a curated record.